AAAACAUAAAAGAACGACUAAACAAAUACAAAGAAAAUCGACUUGCACGCCUCUCGACGCUGCAACUACCACAUCGUCACAUCAUCGAAAUGGUGGCUUUGUUUCUGGGCAUUGAUCAAAACGAAGUAGUGGAGGGCGUUAUUGAUCUUGAGGCGCACGUUAACUUGCUUAAUGCAUUCAUGAGCAAAGGAGACAAGCAUGCGAUUAUCUUCUUUUAUCAAGAUGAUGAGGCACCACCACUUGAAACCGGAAGAUAUUCAGCGUUUGUCACCGGACUGAAAGAAAAAAUCGAGAAGAGAGUUUUUGUUAGCGAUGGAUUACAUACAGCGUUCAAAGAACAAGCUGUAGUUGUUUAUAAAGUCGAAGAUAAAGAUCUAGAAAUGAGAAAUUUAGGCGAGGAUUGCUUCUUUGCAAAACUAAAUAUUCAAGAUUUUAACGGGAACGUAGUAUCAGUGAUUUUUAACCUUUUGAAGACAUUGAUUGCACCCAGUAUUAAUUUAAACAACGACUGGGGUGACCUGUUAAAAAGCGAACAUGGACUCUUAAUAAAACGCGAUUUCAUCGGCGAUUUUCGACAAUUUUACAAUUUUAUAGACACAACCAGAAUUGAUCUUGACGGCAUUGUAAAAUUCGUAUACAAUCAAGAAUUUUACACUAACCAACUUUCAUCGCCAUUGUUAGUAAGGUCCACAGCGAGUAAAAUCGAACAUGUGCGUUAUGUCGAAACUGUAGUCCGUUCCUGGGCCAAAGUAAUGGAACGAGUACUCACACAAUUCCAACAACUACGCAGAGAGAAUGAAUUUGUGGGUCCUGUGGUUGAAAUUGAAUACUGGCGUCGACAGCUUGCAAAAUUUACGAGCAUUGUUGAAUUUUUAAAAUCUGAACCUUGCAUGAGACAUGUACAAUUACUUCAACAAGCAAAAUCUAAGUUUUUAAAGAAAUGGUACAAACAUGAUAAUGCAGUGACAGAUGCCCGUAAUGAAUGCCAAGAUAAUGUUAAAUAUCUCUACGCUUUGGAACAAUAUUGGCAGCCAUUAUACCGUUGUGAUCCUUCCAAAAUCCCUGAUCAUCUUCCUGCACUCUUAUAUGCAAUCAGAAUGGUUUACACAACAUCUAGAUAUUAUAAUAACACCGCAAACGUGACAGCUAUUUUGGUGAAAGUUUCCAAUCAAAUGAUUCAAGUAUGUCGCAGUUAUUUGAAUUGUGACGGGACAAAAAUAAUAUGGCGUCAACCUCGCCAUGAAAUAAUGGCAAAAUUUAAAGUCUGCUUAGACUUAUACUUAAAAUACUAUCAAUGUUUUAAACAUGUUCUAUUAAAAAUGGAAUUGGAAGGCGAGUCACCGUUUGAAUGCUCAGAAAUGUACGUUUUUGGCAAAUUUGAAACAUUUAAGAAACGCAUUGAGGAAAUUAUCGACGUUAUCGAAAUUACAACAAAAUAUUCAAUACUAGCAUCUAGUACAAUUGAAGGAAUUGAUGAAUACGCAAAUUUAUUCAAAAAGUUUUAUCUUACCAUUUCGUCAAAGACUUAUGAUGUGUUAAAUCAUCGCUUAGAAGCGUUUGAUAAAGAUUACGAUGAGUUUAAACAAAACGUUGCUGACACUGAAUACGAUUUAGAAGAAUUUGUCGGAACAAGUUUAGAAAAUUAUUCGGAUGUGGAUAACAUUUUACGCUUAUUAGCGCGGUUUGAAAAGUUGAAUUUGGAAUGCAUUCAUUUAGACGAGCGAUAUUUGGAAGCAUUUGUUGUUUAUCAGUCUGAAAUCGAAGAAAUUCGUGAUAGAUACAACGAAGAUCGACAAAAACCACCUUUACCGAAGAAUAUUCCGCCUGUUUCGGGAAGAAUCAUGUGGAUUCGACAAUUAUACAAACGUAUAGAAGUACCUAUGAGAGUAUUUCAGAAAAAACGUCGCAUUAUGCGACAUAGAAAAGCACAAAAAUGUAUUCAAAUGUACAAUGCCCUAUCAACAGUUUUUGUUCACUAUGAGCAGAUUUAUCAUGACGCAUGGUUUGAUCAUUUGUAUCAAGUCCGGAAUGGUCUAGGUUCGCCUAUUUUAAUGAAACAUCCAAAAACUCGACGUUGUCUUGUUAACUUUGAUGAAUAUAUCAUAGAAGCAAUCAGAGAAUCUGAAUACAUGUACAAAUUAGAAUUGGAAGUACCAGAUGCAGGGCAAAUAUUAGUUUUCUGCAAGGAUAAAAUUUUAGAAUCUUACGAGUUGAUUAAAAAUUUAAUCAAACGACAUGAUUCUAUCAAAGAAAAUAUUCCGCAACUUUUUAUACCUUUAAUGAAAUUGACACUAAUAAAAAUGGAGAAUAUUUUCAUGCCGGGAUUCUCGACAAUUACUUGGACUUCGAUGAAAAUUCCAGAAUUUUGUGAUGAAAUUACUAAGUUUUUGGAUCAUAUUGAAGUGUUUGUCAAGGAAGUAACUGAUAUUAAAGAAGCUAGAAUUGAUGAGAUUCUAGAUAGUAUUAGUCAGAUUAGUUUGGUUUAUUUACCAACUGAACCGGUAACUCCAGCGGAAUUUUUACAAUUAAACAUUGAACAUAGAGAAUCAAUUGUAAGAGAAAUUGAACAGAAAUCCAGCACUGCAGAGAAAGCAGUUGUGGAGUUAAUCGAUAAAUUCAUGGAUGCCAUCAAUGAUCCACACCUACAAGAAGGAAAAUACGACUGGUUGGACCCCGAAAGAGUUGUUAAACCUGUAGGAUCAUCAUCCAAACUUAUAAUGGCUAAUGAAGAUGCACUUUUUGGUGAUAUCGACCGUAAUCAACACAUUGACAUAUUUUCUAUACACUCAGACUGUGUGGAAAUGUUUGCUUAUUUUAAUAUGAACAUGACUGAUGCUUUAGUAAAAUGCACUAAAUCUUCAUUGGAAAAGAUUAAAAAACGCGCUGCUAAUUCAAAUAUUGAAGAUAUGUUAACUACGCUGCCUAUUAUGAAGACUUACAUGGAGUUGCAAAUACCUAUUAAUAUGAUAAUACCUACUUUGGAUCAGAUUCAGCAGCACUUUGCUAUGGUGCUGAAUAAUAUUGUGGCUACUCAUAAGGAUAUCGUGCAAUGGGGACAAAGAUAUGCACGUGAAAAGGUGAAGAAAAAAGGUGUGGUUAUUGCUGAAAAGACUGAGUUCACCACGGCUGCUGGGUUUAUAAAUUGUUAUAAAACCGUGUCGGAACAUAAAGAAAUCGUGAGGAUUUUUAUGGGUCUUCAAGGUGUUAUGUAUUUGUUGAAACCUGAUGUUUUGAAAUUAUUGGAAAGCUACUUAGAAUAUUCUUAUCUCUGGGUAGAAGAUCGUGAUGAACAAAUAGCUGAAUACUGUGCAGGCAACCCACUUGUAGUAGAAAUCGCUGAACGUUUCACUGCUUACGAUGAAAGAGCAGCCAAUAUCCAAGCUCUACCAGAGUAUCAUGACAUUCUUGCAAUACGUAUUAUCAUGGAAAAAUACAAAUUAGCAUUAUUAGUGGAGUCCAACGCAUGGAAACACGUCCUGGGCAAGAUUCUCAUGCAUCAAUACAAAGAAAAACUAAUGGAAAUGAUUGACUUCAUCAAACAACAAGAGAAAAUCCUAGCUAAACCUAUCAAAGACCUAGACGAUUGUCGUCUGGCUAUGAGUUGUCUAGAAACCAUCCGAGAAAACUUUAUUGACAUGGAUAUGCAAUUAGAAAGAAUGGAAGCUGCUUAUGCAACAUUCCUACGCUUCAAAAUUGAUGUCCCCAAAGAAGAUAUUGAAAGAAUUGACACUCUUCGAUAUAAUUUCACUACAAUGGUCAAUAAUUCAAAAGCCGUUCAAGAACAAAUUUGCUUGGUCCAAGGUCCCCUCCAAGACGAACUCACAGCAGGUGUCGCUACUUUCCUUCAAGAUGUCCUCGAUUUCGACGUGGACUUUGAAGAAAACGGUCCGAUGGUCCCCGGAUUGGAAGCAAGAGAAGCCAGUGAUCGAGUUUUGAUGUUCCAAGCACGAUUUGAUGAAUUAUGGAGACGUUUUGAAAUGUACAGCAGUGGUGAAAGAUUAUUCGGUCUCCAAGUCAAUGACUAUCCAAUUUUACACAAAAGAAAGAAAGAAUUUAAUCUCCUAAACAAAUUAUACAGUCUUUAUAUAACUGUAAACACAAGUAUUGAUGGAUAUUCUGAUUUACUAUGGGUGGACGUUGACACUGAAGUCAUAAUGGCGGAAUUAGCUGAAUUCCAAAACAGAUGUCGUAAGUUACCAAAAGGUAUGAAAGAUUGGCCUGCAUUCCUUGAUCUUAAGAAGAAAAUCGACGACUUUAAUGAAACUUGUCCAUUGUUGGAACUUAUGGCAAAUAAUGCAAUGAAGGAACGUCAUUGGUUGCGUAUUGCUAAAGUAUGCAACUAUGACUUUGAUAUCGAAUCACCUACUUUUUCACUGCGAGACGUAAUGGAAGCUCCGUUAUUGAAAUUCAAAGAUGAUGUUGAGGAUAUUUGUAUUAGUGCUGUUAAAGAGAAAGAUAUCGAAGCAAAACUUAAACAAGUUAUUGCCGAUUGGGCUGUUGUAGAAUUAUCCUUCACUACCUUCAAAUCAAGAGGAGAGUUACUUCUUAAAGGUCAAGAAACUUCUGAAAUCAUUGCAGUUCUAGAAGACAGUUUAAUGGUAAUGAAUUCAUUACUAAGCAAUCGUUAUAACGCACCAUUCAAGAAAGAUAUCCAAUUAUGGGUGACCAAGUUAGUAAAUACUUCGGAAGUGUUAGAAAAAUGGAUACAAGUACAGAAUUUAUGGAUUUACUUAGAAGCUGUGUUUGUUGGUGGUGAUAUUGCUAGACAACUCCCGCAAGAAGCGAAACGAUUUCAGAAUAUCGAUAAAAGUUGGGUGAAAAUUAUGCUCAGAGCUCACGAAAUACCAAAUGCUGUUGAGUGUUGUACAUGCGAUGAUACUAUGUUGACUUUAUUGCCAUAUCUUUUGGAACAAUUGGAGACUUGCCAAAAGAGUUUGACUGGAUAUUUAGAGUCGAAACGUUUAUGCUUUCCAAGGUUCUUCUUUAUCUCUGAUCCUGUGUUAUUGGAGAUUUUGGGACAAAGUUCUGAUCCACAAUCAAUUCAACAACAUCUACUCAGUUUAUUUGAUGCUGUAUACAGGGUUGAUUUUGAUCCUGAAAAAUCUGACGCUAUUCUCGGCAUGCGUUCAGAUUUGAACGAAGUGAUACCAUUUGAGAAACCAGUUCAUUGCGUAGGUGGCGUUGAAUUAUGGUUAAAUUCUCUGCUGUCCAUGGUAAGAGACACAGUGAAAAACGUAAUCGCUAAUCAGUGUCAAUGUUUAAAAGAUUCCGACUAUGAUUUUAUCAAAGGUUUUACCGCAUAUUGUGGACAGGCUGGUUUAGUUGGUAUCCAAGUGUUAUGGACGAAAGAAGCUGAACAUGCUUUGCGUAAAAACAAAGUAGAUAGAUACAUCAUGAAGCAAACAAACAAACGCUUCCUGGAUUUGCUUAACUCAUUGAUUGACUUAACAUCCAAAGAUUUGUCUAAACUAGAACGCAUCCGGUAUGAAACAAUGGUUACAAUCCACGUACAUCAACGUGAUAUCUUUGAUGAUAUUGUUAAACUGAAAGUCAGAAAUAUCUUGGACUUUGAAUGGCAGAAACAAGCACGGUUUUAUUACAACGAAGAAAAUGAUGAGAUAACUGUAAAGAUUACAGAUGUGAUAUUUAUGUAUCAGAAUGAAUAUUUGGGUGUGACUGAACGAUUGGCCAUUACUCCUUUGACUGAUCGGUGUUACAUUACUUUAGCUCAAGCUAUAUGGAUGAAUAUGGGUGGAGCACCUGCUGGUCCUGCGGGUACGGGAAAAACGGAAACCGUUAAAGAUAUGGGCAGAACCUUAGGAAAGUUAGUUGUGGUGUUCAAUUGUUCUGAUCAGAUGGAUUUUCGUGGACUGGGAAGAAUUUUUAAAGGUUUAGCCCAGUCUGGUACAUGGGGAUGCUUUGAUGAAUUCAACCGGAUUGAACUUCCUGUGCUAUCAGUAGCUGCCCAACAGAUUUAUAUUGUGUUACAAGCUCGAAAAGAACGGAAACCAGUUUUUCUCUUCAGUGAUGGUGAUUCGGUUACAAUGAACAUUGAAUUCGGAAUUUUCCUAACCAUGAAUCCUGGCUAUGCUGGUCGUCAAGAAUUACCCGAAAACCUAAAAAUCAUGUUCCGCUCAGUCGCGAUGAUGGUCCCCGAUCGACAAAUCAUCAUCCGAGUAAAACUCGCGUCGUGCGGUUUCAAAGAAAACGUUAUUUUAAGUCGAAAAUUCUUCACUUUAUACAAACUCUGUGAAGAACAACUAUCUAAACAAGUGCACUAUGAUUUCGGCCUACGUAAUAUCCUCUCAUGCCUAAGAACUCUAGGCGCACAAAAACGUGAACAUCCAAGUGACACCGAAGAAACAAUUGUUAUGCGUGUACUACGUGACAUGAACCUUAGUAAACUAGUAGAUGAAGAUGAACCUCUCUUCUUAUCUCUUAUUGAAGACAUGUUCCCUGGUAUCAGGCUACAAACACACAGCUGGAAAGAACUACAGAAAGCUAUUGCAAAUCAAUCCAAUUUAAUGGGUUAUAUUAAUUAUUCCACAUGGAAUUUGAAAAUUUUACAACUUUUUGAAACAAGUCUUGUGAGACAUGGUCUUAUGAGUAUGGGACCAACAGGUGCUGGUAAAACAUCAUCAAUGCAUUGCUUGAUGCGUUCGCUGACUGAAAUGGGUAAACCACAUAAGGAAAUGCGCAUGAAUCCAAAAGCUAUAACCGCACCACAAAUGUUUGGUCGCUUGGAUGUAGCUACUAAUGAUUGGACAGACGGAAUAUUUUCUACUCUAUGGAGGAGAACACUAAAGGUCAAGAAAACCGAUUUUGUUUGGUUAGUUCUAGAUGGACCAGUGGACGCAGUGUGGAUCGAGAAUCUUAACUCUGUUUUAGAUGAUAAUAAAACACUGACUCUUGCAAACGGUGAUAGAAUUGUGAUGGCACCAAAUUGCAAGUUGGUGUUUGAACCUGAUAAUGUGGAUAAUGCUAGUCCUGCAACCGUGUCAAGAAUGGGUAUGGUUUUCUUAAGUUCGUCUGUAUUACCAUGGACGCCACUAUUACAAGCUUGGUUGAUUACGAGACCAUCGCAGGAAGCUGAAGUCCUUCGGAAUUGUUUCAACAAGAUUUAUGACGAUAUGCAUACUUUUGUACAGUCAAGACUGAAGCCUAAAAUGUUUAUUCUGGAAGCGUUAUAUAUUCGACAGUGUUAUGAUAUUUUACAAGGAAUUAUUGAAUCAAGCACAGAAGAAAAUAAAGUGUUAACUGAUCGUCAUCUAGAACAUCUUUUCCUAUUUGCUUGUAUGUGGUCACUUGGAGCUGUCCUAGAAUUAGAAGACCGCACAAAACUAGAAGAGUUUGUUACAAAGCACCCGUCCAAAAUGAGUUGGCCAAAAGUUCGCGAAAAUGAAACAAUCUUCGAGUUCGUCGUCAAUGACAACGGCCGUUGGCAACAUUGGUCCGAGCGCGUUGAAGAAUUCUAUUACCCACCGGAUCAAAUCUUAGAAUAUGCAAGUAUUCUAGUCCCUAAUGUAGACAACGUCCGAACAGCUUUCCUAAUAUCCACAAUUGCAAAACAAAACAAAGCCGUUCUCCUUAUCGGUGAACAAGGCACAGCAAAAACUGUAAUGAUAAAGGCGUUUACCUUACAAUUUGAUCCGGAUUUCAAACUAUUCAAAGCUUUCAAUUUUUCAUCUGCUACCACUCCAAAUAUGGUACAAAGAAUCAUUGAAUCCUAUGUUGAUAAAAGAGUCGGGACCACUUAUGGUCCCCCAGCGGGAAAAUCCCUCACUGUUUUCAUUGACGAUAUCAACAUGCCUGUGAUUAAUGCAUGGGGUGAUCAAGUAACCAAUGAAAUUGUGCGCCAGUUGAUGGAGCAAUCGGGUUUUUACAGUUUGGAUAAACCUGGAGAUUUCUCUACGAUUCUGGAUGUAUUGUUCUUAGCAGCCAUGAUUCAUCCAGGUGGUGGUCGUAAUGACAUACCAAAUCGCCUCAAACGACAAUAUUGUAUAUUCAACUGUACACUGCCGAGUGUGAGCUCAAUGGAUCAGAUUUUCAGUAAAAUCGGUAAAGGAUACUUUUGCGACGAACGCUUCCAACAAUGGAUAGUCGACUUCAUACCAAAACUAAUCCCACUUACACGUCACCUAUGGCAAAACACAAAAAUCAAAAUGUUGCCGACACCAGCAAAGUUCCAUUACGUAUUUAACUUGCGUGAUCUUUCACGUAUUUGGCAGGGGAUAACUUACAUCACAGAUGAAGAAUUACCCAAUUUGAAAGUGUUACUACAACUGUGGCAGCAUGAAUGCACCAGAGUAAUCUCUGAUAGAUUUACUUGUGAAGCAGACAGAGCUUGGUUCUUUAGCAAUAUCAAAAAAGUAGUAAAUGAAGAACUGCCAGAAUGCCUCGAGGAAUUUGACCCGGAACCUAUAUAUUUCGUUGACUUUUUAAAAGAUCCUCCAGAAGCAACUGGUGAUGAACCAGAUGACUUCGAUUUUAGUGCACCGAAGAUUUAUCAAGUCAUUCCAAGCUGGGAGUUUGUCAAAGAAAGAUUAUUCCAAUUCAUGGACGGCUAUAAUGAGACUGUCCGCAGUGGUCAAUUGGAUAUGGUCUUCUUCAUGGACGCCAUGAUACAUUUGUGUAUUAUAUCAAGAAUUGUACGCACACCGCGUGGAAACUCCAUGUUGGUCGGUGUGGGUGGAUCUGGCAAACAAAGUUUAACUAAGUUGGCAAGUUACAUUGCUAAUUACAAACAUUUCCAAAUACAACUUACGAGAUCUUAUAACAAUAACAACCUUGUGGAAGAUUUUAAAUAUUUAUACAGAGUUGCUGGCUUUGAAGGCAAAGGCAUCACUUUUAUUUUUACUGAUAAUGAUAUCAAAGAAGAAACUUUCUUGGAAUACUUAAACAAUGUGUUAAGUUCAGGAGAAAUAGCAAAUUUAUACGCUAAAGAUGAACUGGAUGAAAUUCAAUCUGAACUUAUACCUGUCAUGAAGAAGCAACAACCGAAACGUAUCCCUACAAAUGAUAAUCUGUAUGAUUUCUUCAUUUCAAGAGCCAGAAAUAAUCUUCAUGUGGUUUUGUGCUUCUCACCUGUGAGUGACAAGUUCCGUAGUCGUGCAAUGAAGUUCCCUGGUUUAAUAUCAGGCGUGACUAUGGAUUGGUUCUCAAAAUGGCCACUGGAUGCUCUGAUCGAAGUUAGUGAACAUAUUCUGCUUAAUUUCCCGAUUGUUUGCACACCAGAAGCAAAGCAUGAAUUGAUUCUGAUGACUUCCGAAGUUCAGGACUAUGUUGGAGAUGUUUGCAUUAAUUACUUUGACAGAUUCCGGCGACAAACUUUUGUUACACCUAAAACAUUUUUAUCAUUCCUGAGUAGUUACAAAGCUUUAUAUGGUGAUAAACAUGAAGAUAUUGAGGUGUUAGCUGUGCGUAUGAAGACUGGACUUGGUAAACUGGUUGAAGCAGGCGCUAGUGUUGAUAUAUUGCGGAAGGAACUAGCAAUAAAAGAAAAGGAUAUUGUGCUCGCUACCAACGAAGCUGAGAAGGUUUUGAAUGUCGUUAUGGAGGCUUCUGAGAUAGCGAAUAAAAUCAAAGAAGAAGCUACUGUUGUAAAGGAAAAAGCUGAAGUAUUAGUAGCUAAUAUCAGUGUGGAUCAACAAGAGGCUGAAACUAAGUUAAAAGAUGCAAAACCUGCGUUAGACGCAGCUGAGGCAGCUUUAUUAACAAUCAAAGCGGCGGAUAUUGCAACUGUGCGUAAAUUGGGCAAACCUCCACAUUUGAUUAUGUUGAUCAUGGAUGCCGUGAAUAUUUACUUCCGGAAGAAGAUGGAACCUAUUCAGGUUGAUCCAGAGAAAAAGUUCCUUGUUACAUCUUGGAGUGAAUCCCUUAGAGUAAUGGCAGAUACUAAAUUCCUACAAAAAUUACAAGAAUAUCCAAAGGAUACAAUCAACGGUGAAAUGUUAGACUUGCUAAUUCCUUACUUUGACUUCCCCACUUACAACUACGAAGCAGCCAAAACAGCUUGCGGUAACGUAGCUGGUUUGAUUUCAUGGACAAUUGCAAUGGCAUCUUUUUAUAAAGUAAACAAAGAUGUCUUACCACUGAAAGCUAAUUUAGUCAGACAACAAGCAAAACUAGACAAAGCACAAACCGAACUGGGUGCAGCUAUGAAAUUACUGCAGACCAAAGAAGCAGAAGUGAAACAAUGUCAAGAAAAGUAUGAUGCAGCAAUGACGUUCAAACAAGCUGUUUUGGAUGAUGCCAAUAAAGUCAAAUCCAAGAUGGAUGCCGCAACUGCUUUGAUUAAUGGCUUGAGUGGUGAACGAGUUCGUUGGACAGAACAAUCAGCUCAGUUCAAAGCGGAAACAGAGCGUUUAAUCGGUGACGUUCUGAUUUUGACUGCGUUCUUGGGCUAUGCAGGUCCAUUCAAUCAGGAAUUGAGAAUCAUGAUGCAGAGAGACUGGAACAAGAUGAUUCUUGAACACAAGAUUCCUGUUUCCAGCAAUAUAAACGUGAUUGAGAGCAUGGCGGAUACAGCAACUAUUGGUGAAUGGAACUUGGAAGGCUUACCAACUGACGAGUUAUCCAUUCAAAAUGCAAUCAUUGUGACGAAGGCAACACGAUUUCCUUUACUAAUUGAUCCACAGAAUCAAGGCAAGAAUUGGGUUAAAAACAAAGAAAUGAAUAAUGACCUUGUUGUUACUGCAUUAAGCCAUAAGUACUUCAGGAAUCAUAUUGAAGAUGCAGUGACUCUGGGUCGUCCAUUAAUCAUCGAAGAUGUAGGUGAAGAAUUGGAUCCUGUAUUGGAUAAUGUCCUGGAGAAAAAUUUGAUUAAAAUCGGCACAAUGUACAAAGUUAAAAUCGGUGAUAAAGAAGUUGAUUUCGUGAAAGGCUUCCGAGUUUAUAUCACUACCAAAUUAGCCAAUCCAUCAUACACUCCUGAGAUCUUUGCGAGAACUUCAAUCAUUGAUUUUACUGUAACCAUGAAAGGUCUUGAAGACCAAUUGUUAGGCCGUGUGAUUCUCAGUGAAAAACGAGAGUUGGAAACUGAGCGUACAACAUUAAUGAAAGAUGUAACAGCAAACAAGCGUAAAAUCGGUGAAUUGGAGCAGAAUUUGUUGUAUAAACUGACAACAACUCAAGGAAAUCUCGUUGAGGAUGAAUCAUUGAUUGGUGUGUUGAAUAUCACCAAAAAUACUGCAACAGAAGUGCGUGAAAAGUUGAGUAUCGCCAGGGAAACUGAGAUUAAAAUUAACGCGGCCCGUGAAGAGUUUCGACCGAUUGCAACACGCGGGAGUGUGUUGUAUUUCUUAAUUACCACUAUGGCAAUGGUAAACUGCAUGUAUCAAACAUCUUUGGUGCAGUUUUUGGAACGCUUUGAUCUUUCCAUGUUAAGAUCGGACAAGAGCAAUGUUCAAACAAAACGAAUCAACAACAUAAUAGAAUACUUGACAUAUGAAAUCUUCAAGUAUAAAUCACGGGGUCUAUAUGAAAGGGACAAGUACAUGUUUGUGUUGAUGAUGACUCUAAAAAUCGACUUACAACGUGAGCACAUCAGUCAUGAAGAAUUUAGUAUUUUCAUCAAGGGUGGUGCCGCUCUGGAUUUAAAUACAGUUGCACCAAAACCUGCCAAAUGGAUUCUGGAUAUGACUUGGUUGAAUUUAGUUGAACUAUCGAAACUACGCCAUUUCCAAUACAUAGUCACUCAAAUUACAAACAAUGAAAAACUGUGGAAAUCAUGGUUUGAUAAAGAUAUACCUGAAGAAGCACCUAUUCCAGAUGGAUAUAAUACUUUAGAUACAUUUAGAAAACUGUUAUUAAUUCGUGCAUGGUGUCCGGAUCGUACAUACACACAAAGCAAAAAAUACAUUGCGUCUUCACUAGGACAAAAAUAUGCAGAGCCUGUGAUCCUGAAUCUGAAUACAAUGUUAGAAGAAAGUCGUCCAAUGACGCCAAUGAUUUGCUUUUUAAGUAUAGGCUCUGAUCCCACACCGUACAUUGAAACAUUGGCAAAACGAGUUGAGAAUAGAGUGAAGACUAUGUCCAUGGGGCAAGGACAAGAAGUUCAUGCAAGGAAGAUGUUAGCUGAAGCUGAAUCAGAAGGUUUUUGGGCUUUGUUACAAAAUACACAUCUUGGAUUGGAUUAUAUGGAUGAAGUUAUGCUAGAUUUUCAAGAGAUGGAAAAGGCCACAAAUCCAACACAUCCAGAUUUCCGUCUGUGGAUUACAACGGAAGUACAUGAUGAUUUUCCGAUUGGUUUAUUGCAGAUGUGUAUUAAGUUUACCAAUGAACCACCAUCAGGAAUUCGUGCUGGAUUGUUAAGAACAUACACGUCUAUGAGUCAAGACAUGUUGGAUUAUUCUGAUCAAGCGGAAUAUAUACCACUGGUCUAUGCAAUAUCAUUUUUACACACCGUUGUUCAAGAGCGCAGGAAAUUUGGGCCUCUAGGGUGGAAUAUUCCGUACGAAUUUAAUUCGGCUGAUUGGUUGGCCAGUUGUAUGUUUAUACAGAAUCAUCUGGAUGAUUUAGAUCCUAUUUUGGGAAUCAGCUGGACUACAAUACGAUACAUGCUUGGAGAAGUACAAUAUGGCGGAAGAGUUACCGAUGACUACGAUAAACGCUUACUAAACACGUUCGCCAAGGUGUGGUUCAGUGACAAAAUGUUCAACGACGAUUUCCAGUUUUAUAAAGGAUAUAAAAUCUACAAGUAUAAACAAGUCACUGAUUAUAUAACUACAAUCGAGUCAUUUCCGGGUGCUGAUCCACCUCAAGCAUACGGAUUACAUCCAAAUGCAGAUAUAACCUUUUCCUCCAAUUAUUGCAACGCAAUGCUGUCAACAAUAUUAUCAAUUCAACCGAAAGAUGCAAGCGCAGGAGGUGGUGAAACGCGAGAAGUUAAAGUCACACGAAUUUGCUUGGAAAUGUUGAGUAAACUGCCGGAAGAUUAUGAUCCAUUCGAAGUGAAAGAACGCCUUCGAAUAAUGGGACAUUUAAACCCGUUAAAUAUCUUUUUACGCCAGGAAAUUGAUAGAAUGCAGCGUGUUAUCUUGUUAAUUCGCGUCACCCUGAAAGAUCUGUUAUUGGCCAUUGAAGGCACUAUUAUAAUGAACGAGAGUUUGAGAGACGCUUUGGAUAACAUUUUCGACGCACGCGUGCCCGAAAUCUGGAUUAGAAACUCCUGGUCAGCUACAAGUAUAGGUUUCUGGUAUUCUGAAGUAAUUGACAGAGAUCAACAAUUCCGCACGUGGUGUUAUGGUGGCCGUCCGGUGAUUUUCUGGAUGACUGGAUUCUUUAAUCCUCAAGGCUUUUUAACCGCAAUGCGUCAAGAAGUUGCGCGUGCACACAAAGGCUGGGCGCUUGAUCAAGUAGUUCUACACAAUGAAGUUUCCAAAAAUAUGCGCGAAGAGAUUAAAAUAUCACCUCCGGAGGGUGUGUACGUCUAUGGUCUGUACAUAGACGGAGCUGGUUGGGAGCGCCGGCAUUCACGCUUGACAGAAUCAACAAACAAAGUACUCUACACGCAAUUACCUGUUGUACACAUUUUCGCAAUAUUCUCAACCGCAGCGAAAGAUCCAAAACUAUACGCCUGCCCGGUAUAUAAGAAGGCGAAUCGAACAGAUCUGAAUUUCAUCACACCAUUAUGGCUGUGCACGGUGAAGCCACCCGAACAUUGGAUAUUGCGAGGCGUUGCGUUGCUAUGCGACACAUCGUAAAUGCGCACAACGUAAAAAUGCACUCCCUGUGGUUGUUUUUAAGCUAAAUUAAAGGUAUAUAAAAAAUAAAUGGCAAAACUUUAAAAGCUGCAGUGCUUCUCGCGAGGAUAAUGAAUGACGAAAUCAGUUCUCGGCGGCGGUCAGCGCCAUGACGGUGAAAUUGACGUCCUCGGAGUCUCGGGCCACAAACUGUUUGCAUACUUUUGCUGCGUCCUGUA
Dalotia coriaria is the source of this 13921-nucleotide messenger RNA. RefSeq names its product dynein axonemal heavy chain 8-like. Gene Ontology annotation, biological process: microtubule-based movement. Bases 90 to 13703 code for a protein of 4537 amino acids. The transcript has 25 exons. Gene Ontology annotation, cellular component: axonemal dynein complex. Gene Ontology annotation, molecular function: ATP hydrolysis activity; ATP binding; dynein intermediate chain binding. Lineage: Eukaryota; Metazoa; Arthropoda; Insecta; Coleoptera; Staphylinidae. The record is from RefSeq and is a predicted model, not a curated record.